Messenger RNA from Moneuplotes crassus, 877 nucleotides. Lineage: Eukaryota; Ciliophora; Spirotrichea; Euplotida; Euplotidae. The record is from the annotation of a GenBank genome assembly.
AUGGAAGUAGACUCAAGAAAUAAGUUCAGACCCACAGAACUAUCCUAUGACUAUAUAUUACAGACAUAUUUUAUAGAAUUCCAGCAACAGCUAGAGGACAUCUAUGGACAUAGCUUUGAUGCUGAGAGAAAGAAGAGAACUAAUGAAGAUUUUUAUUAUCUUUGAAAUGAGUCUCCUGGCAUAGUUAAGGAAAAAUAUCUAAACUCAUUUUGAAGGGUUAUGAAAUUUAAAGAACAAAUUAAAAAGAGGCUUUCAUUAAAGAUCAUAACUCAUGUCAAAUCUAAAUAAAGACUCCUUGGAUAAAUUGGGCUGUUCUUUCAAUGAAAUUCAGGAUUUUACUUUAGCUUCAACAAAAGACAACGAAAAGUUAACUUUGAACUCAAUGUUUUAUAGGAGACUGCUGCGAUCCUUGAGCUUUGUAACAAGUAGUUUUGAAUUACAAAAAUUUAUGAUUUCUCCUAGCCAAUUAUGAAAGCUCCUUUCUUGUUCUAUAAGAAUUAAAAAGGUUGUUUUCACUGAUUGUGAGAUCCAAUGAACACUUCCUUCUUGCCAUUAUGUCUUUAAAUUCCCAAAAUGUUUAAAUACAAAAUCAAUCGAAUUCACUUUCUGCACAUUUAAAAAGAAACAGUACCACAGAGCCCUGCCUCAAGUGAGCCAUCUUAUACAAGGGUUUGUAAGAGCUAUGGAAAAGAUUCAGGGUAAGACACUUGCUAUAACGUUCACUAAUGAUGAUCCAAAUGAGACAUCUCGAGUAUUUUCUAACACUAGCAUUCAAGCUCUUCUUGAAAUUUCCAAGCUUAAAGUUGAAGAUGACUAUCUCUGCACAACUUUUACAAUAAACCCAUAAUAGCCAUUAGAUAUUAAACAUUUCAUUUAA